AUGCCCGGUCGUAUUUUACCUCAAUUAUUUGUUUAUCCACUCACUGGUUCAAAUGUUGUUCCAGUAAAAAAAAUGACCAAAAUUCCUUAUAUUCCUCCUGAAAUUAUUCGUAUUAUUCUUA
Messenger RNA from Dentiscutata erythropus, 121 nucleotides. The record is from the annotation of a GenBank genome assembly. NCBI's taxonomy places the organism in Eukaryota, Fungi, Glomeromycota, Glomeromycetes, Diversisporales, Gigasporaceae.